Pocillopora verrucosa is the source of this 1926-nucleotide messenger RNA. Its product is annotated as demethyl-4-deoxygadusol synthase-like. The record is from RefSeq and is a predicted model, not a curated record. NCBI's taxonomy places the organism in Eukaryota, Metazoa, Cnidaria, Anthozoa, Scleractinia, Pocilloporidae. Gene Ontology annotation, molecular function: 3-dehydroquinate synthase activity.
AUGUCUGUCAUCUCGCCCAAUGUUAACCAACUGGAGGUCUGUUCCGGAAUUGCUGCCGAAAACGAGAAGAAUGCCAUAGACUCGUCCAUCAAGUCUAUCGAGAGCCUCUCCGAAGAGAUUUUUGAUUCCUCUUCAUCAAAUGUGAAAGAUUUGGUCCUGAAAGUCUUUGCUCACCAGGCUGUCAGCGAUUUCCUUAUUUACACAUCUCGUCUUGAUGUGUUCGCCAAAGAUUUCUCGUUAUCAUUUGAUGAUGACAUCGAUUUCCUAUUGAUAAUCAGAAAAUUGAAGUAUUUCUACAAUCAACCCACCGGUGCUGUUUUAGAGCAACUUGCUACUCUUGUGCAAAGAAAUUCUUGUGAUGCUGCCAAAGUUUCCAGGUGGAACGAGGUCGUUAAGAUGUUGACGGCGGAUAAGACUUUAAGCACUAUGGCUGUUCGCCGUUUCCUUCAAGAAACAGGUUGUCCUAAAUGUUACAUAGAGAAUGCUGAGUAUCUUGAGAAAUUUGACCCGCACGGAAUUUACCCCACCACCAUAUAUGGAAGAUGUAGUGGCGAAGUUCUUGCUAAACCAGACGCAUCAGUUGUUGCCAUCACCAGUAGAUAUACUUUAACGACUACUGCCAAGAUAGUUUAUGACGUUCUGAACCCAACCAAUCCAGAGCUAAGGGCUGUAUAUCAACCCAUCGGAAGGUGCGUGACAAUCAUUGAUAAAAACGUGGAAAAUAUCUAUGGUACAGCUAUACAGGCCUACUUUGACGAGCACUCUAUCGAGUUGAUCAAGCUGGUCACCUCCGCGGAGGAAAUUGACAAAGACAUCACCAACUUACAGGAUGUCUUGGUGCAGCUGAAGACAUUAGGGGUUAGACGAAACGAGCCUCUGUUGGUAGUCGGCAAUGGUGUAUUACACGACGUUAUUGCGUGUGCAGCCUCCCUCUACCAUCGUAACACACCCUACGUGAUGCUGUCUACAAGUGUCGUGGCCGCCAUCGACGCUGGACUAUCACCUCGCACAGGUUGUGAUGGAUUCGGCUUCAAAAACCUCUUUGGCUCCUAUCAUCCUCCUGUUCUGGCACUGACUGACAGAAGCUUUUUCCGCACAUUAAAGCUCGGUUGUAUGCGUCAUGGCAUUGCUGAGAUAGUUAAGAUGGCGGUUGUUAAGGAUGAAGAACUCUUUUGCCUACUUGAGCAGAACGCCGCAGUUAUUUUGUCGACCAAACUUGGCACAGUGAUGGAGGAUUUUGAGGGAGAUCACGCGGCUUUUCAAGAUAUUUGUGAUCUCAUUGUUGGCAAAGCUCUUGAAGACUACAUGAGAUCGGAGUACGGUAAUAUGUUUGAGACGCAUCAGUGCCGACCGCACGCCUAUGGUCACACAUGGAGUGCCGGUUAUGAGCUCCCUGCUGGGAUGCUUCACGGUCAUGCUGUGGCAACUGGGAUGGGCUUUGGCGCAUAUCUCUCCCUCUGUAACGGCUGGAUCACACAGCACGAGUUCCAUCGGAUUUUAAAGCUCCUCAGCGACCUUGAGCUGUCUUUGUGGCAUCCUAUCAUGGAGGAUACGCAGCUAGUCUACAAAGGCCAAAAUACCAUGAUCCAAAAGCGGGCUGGUAACCUUGCUGCUCCGGUACCUAAAGGGCUUGGCAAGUGCGGCUACAUCAACGACAUGCCUUACGAUCUCCUUGGCAAGCGCCUGGGUGAAUAUCGAAACAUUACCCUGGGGUACCCCCGACAAGGGAUGGGAAUUGAGGUCCACUGCAUGGAUAUUGGAAUCGCGUGUCCAAAAGUGGGGAACCUGAGCAGCAAGAACAACAACAACAGCGAGGCUCACAAUGGUGUAGUGAUGUCGAGCAACUUUCAUUGUAACGGGGAAAUAAAGGAGCACAAGAAAUCCUCAAAAUUGACAAAGCCCGCACCUUUGGAGCAACGCGGAUGA